UAGCCUCCGCUGCGCACACACACACACACACACACACACUCUCGCUGGAUCAGCUGCGCGCUCGCAGUAGUCCGUGCGUCCCUUCCCCCCGCGGCCUGGCUGCUGCUGAUGAGAUGAGUGGAAGAUGUCGGUGUCGGGGCUGAAGGCCGAAUUAAAGUUCCUCGAGUCAAUUUUUGACCUAAACCAUGAGCGCUUCAGAAUAAUCGACUGGAAGCCCGAUGAACUGAGCUGCCAGUUCAAUGUGACAGGAGAAAAGCUGCUGAUUAUUCACUGCAACAUCACGGAGUCUUACCCUUCAACCCCACCAAUAUGGUUUGUUGAUUCAGAUGACCCAAGUCUGACUGAAGUCCUUGAACGACUAGAGGAUGUCAGAAAAGGCAAUACUUUGCUCCUACAGCAGCUGAAAAGGCUGAUCUGUGAUUUAUGCCGACUCUAUAACCUGCCCCAGCAUCCUGAUGUGGAGAUGUUGGAUCAGCCUCUUCCUGCUGGACCCAUCAGUCAAGACAAGAAGGCGUGUGAGCUGAUGCAGACUUUUUGUCCUUGUUCUUCCCAGCAUGGAACAACAGAUGAAGUGACAUCAGAAGAAGAGGAGGAAGAGGAAAUGCCAGAGCAGGAUAUUGAAGAUCUAGACCACUAUGACAUGAAAGAGGAGGAACCGGUUGAUGGGAAAAAGUCAGAGGAUGAUGGCAUUGAAAAGGAGAAUCUGGCCAUUCUGGAGAAAAUCCGCAAGAACCAGAGGCAGGACCACUUGAACGUAAGUGUCCAUUCGGGUGCGGUGUCUGGUUCAGUUCAGGCCUCUGACCGCCUCAUGAAGGAACUCAGGGAGAUCUAUAGAUCACCGAGUUAUAAGACAGGUAUCUAUUCAGUGGAGUUAGUCAAUGAUAGCCUGUACGAGUGGCAUGUCAAGUUAAGGACGGUUGACCCAGACAGUCCGUUACACAGCGACUUGCAGGUUUUGAAGGAAAAAGAAGGCAUGGACUACAUUCUCCUCAAUUUCUCUUAUAAAGAUAACUUUCCUUUUGAUCCUCCCUUUGUACGGGUUGUGUCUCCUGUUCUGUCUGGAGGCUAUGUUCUUGGUGGAGGAGCCUUGUGUAUGGAGCUACUUACAAAACAGGGCUGGAGCAGUGCCUACUCAAUAGAGUCAGUCAUCAUGCAAAUCAACGCCACCUUAGUCAAAGGGAAAGCCAGAGUGCAGUUCGGAGCAAAUAAGAAUCAAUACAAUCUUGCCAGAGCACAACAGUCAUACAAAUCAUUGGUUCAGAUUCAUGAAAAGAACGGCUGGUACACACCUCCUAAAGAAGAUGGCUAGGAAAAUCAUUGAUCCACUUAAACACUGCAAACAUGGGAUAUCUGGUCAAAACUUUGCUUUAUUUUACUAAUGUUUUCACCUCUUCAGCUUGAGUAUGAUGCCCCUCCUGUAAGUGGAAGCCAUUGGGGAAACGUUUGCCCUCUCGCUGUCUGGAAUGCUCAGAAAUUUGCACCGUCCUUUAUCUUCUGCAAGGCUGGACUCUUUGACCAGAUCCCAUGACGUCUGGAUUUCUGUCUGUUUCUCAUGCUCUCUUUCUCUCUCUCAUCUUUUGUCUUCUAUACUGAUGGGACGUUCAGAACCUUGGUACUAAUAAGGCAUUCAACAUGGCGUUUCAAAAUGGUCUGAUCAGAGAAAGAUGUUUUUUUUCUUUUUCCUUUUUCACUUUUACUGGAGCUUGGCUCUGUUCAGGAUUAUUACAUAGAUGGAGAUGCUCAAUGAAGAUGCUGGAUCUGAUCCUCUCUGUCUGCUUUUAAAGGACGUUCUUAUGGCCAUGGACUUUAAAUGGUGGUUUACUGAACUUAAAACAGGAUAUGGAUGCAACUAGAGACAAUGUGCCACUGCUCUUGUAUCUAUAGAGACUUUUUUUUUUCCCUCAUGCAUUCUGAGAUAACAUGUAAUGGUACAUUUAAUGCUGAUGUCGUUGAAGAAUCGUUACUUGCCACAAUUAUAUGUGUAAGCUUCCUAAGCAACCCUAAUGUUAACAAUAACAGCGAGGACGAGAGGAAGGGGCGUUUAUACAACUCUAACUAAGAUCUCGUUUUUCCAACUAAGGAUGAAUUCCACUCAGUUUCCUCAAGC
Molecule: messenger RNA, 2107 nt
Organism: Sinocyclocheilus grahami
Lineage: Eukaryota; Metazoa; Chordata; Actinopteri; Cypriniformes; Cyprinidae
Product: ubiquitin-conjugating enzyme E2 Q2-like
Exons: 13
Coding region: 125-1309 (394 amino acids)
Source: RefSeq, a predicted model, not a curated record